AUGGACGAUACGGGCACGCUAGUCAACCAGCCUCUUGUCACGAAGUCUCUAAGAGAUGAGAUAACGGCACCGGCAGCCUCCAAUCGGAGCUCGAACUCUGAACAGGAGAAGAAGAUAGAGACGGAGAUUCCACACGAGAACAGAUGCCCAGGGUUCGACGCUGCCUUGGGUCGGAUCUAUCGUUAUACCCCGAUUCCUACCUUGAUUCUCGAUGAAGAUCUGUGUGUCGUGGAGGUUUCAGACAGUCAUUGUACCUUUUCGGGUCAAUCUAGGGAUGUAAUGAUAGGCACUUGUGCCUGCAACCUUCCGGUCCACACCAUCCCGGCGCCUGACACCCCGACUCUGUACGGGGCGUUACGUGCAGCUAUCACCUCGAAAGAGGUUCAAGUCAUGGAGAAAAUACACGUCCAAAACGAAAACUCGAUUUAUCAGCUUCGCAUAACGCCGGUUUUCGAGAAGUCGUCGUUGAUCUAUGUCAUAUUGGAGGCCCAAAGCACUUCGAAACAUCACUGGGUAGCGACUGAUGAACAGCACGCUUACACAAACGAAACAUACAAGAUCCUUGUCGAUACUGUGAAAGAUUACGCCAUCUUCAUGCUUGAUACCCAGGGCAACAUCGCUACAUGGAACCCUGGCGCCGCCAUCCUAAAACAAUACACUCCCUCGGAAAUCGUCGGCAAGCACUUCUCUAUCUUCUACAGUCCUGAGGACCGCGAUAGAGAUAAACCAGGUAGGGGUCUACGUCUGGCUCUACAGAAAGGACGAAUGGAAGAUGAAGGCUGGCGGUAUCGAAAAGAUGGAUCUCGUUUCUGGGCCAACGUGAUGAUUACGCCCAUUUUUCAGUUUGGUCGCCACGUUGGCUUUGUCAAGGUCACGCGUGACCUCACGGAACGGAAGGCGGCGGAGACACGCAUGGUCGCAGCCUUCGAGGAGUCGUCGAAGAUGAAGACAGAUUUUUUGGCAAACAUGAGCCAUGAGAUCCGGACCCCCAUGAACGGUAUGCAGCUUGCGCUCGCGAUGAUGAAGGACACCGACCUUACCGCCCAGCAACUCGAAUAUGCUUCGAUCAUUGAGGAUUCAACGUCGGUUUUGCUCCAGAUUAUCAACGACGUUCUCGACUACUCGAAGCUCUCCUCCGGUUCUUUUUCUCUCUGCUCUGAUAUCGUGGAUAUCAAGAGCAUCUUAGAUGCUGUCAUGCGCAACUGCAGGUCUCUCUUAAAACCUGGGGUUGUUCUUGAUUGUUGGUUCCAACCCGACUUACCUAAAGUUGUGCGUGGCGACCCUUUACGGUAUCGUCAAGUCGUUCAGAAUAUGCUUGGAAACGCGGUGAAAUAUACGGAAUCCGGCUAUAUUCGGCUCUCUGCUACUUUCUCACUCGACGAAUCAGAUCCACAGGCAUACAUAGUUACGACGGAGUUUGCAGAUUCUGGAGUUGGGAUUCCCGAAUGUGCUAUCAAUACUCUCUUCACCCCUUUCACGCGAUUUGCCGACUCGGAGGCCCAGAAGUACCAAGGCACUGGCCUUGGUCUUUCUAUAUGCAAGAGUUUAGCGGAGCUUAUGGACGGCACAGUGGGCUAUAGGCCUGGUCCAGAAGGCAAAGGCAGCGUGUUCUGGUUCACGGCCAGAAUGGGUCGCGCAGACAUAGGGUAUUCAAAAAAGAAGCCUAUAAUACCUCCAACCGACGAUACAAAGGACCUUUUGAACAAAGUGCGGGAGAUCGCGCCACGCAAGCAUAUUUUACUUGUCGAGGACAAUCUUGUCAACCACAUGGUAAUGCUCAAGCUUCUUCAAAGUCUGAAUUUUGAGCGCAUCGAUGUAGCAUGGGACGGGGAGGAGGCCGUUCGACAUGUCAAGCAGACGCCUUUGUCAUACAAUGUGGUCCUCAUGGACAUCAGCAUGCCAGUGCUAGAUGGACUGGGAGCGACGUCGCAGAUCAGAGCUAUGGGCGUCGACGUGCCUAUCAUUGCCCUCACGGCAAAUGCGCUAAAGGGAGAUAUGGAGACAUAUAUUGCUAAGGGAAUGGAUGAUUAUAUCGCAAAACCGGUCCACCGGGACAAGUUCGCCUUUCGGGGGCCUCUGUCUGUUGUGAGUCGACUGGGCGAGGGCGCUGGAUGA
This is a messenger RNA of Penicillium canescens, 2115 nucleotides long. RefSeq lists its product as uncharacterized. NCBI's taxonomy places the organism in Eukaryota, Fungi, Ascomycota, Eurotiomycetes, Eurotiales, Aspergillaceae. Gene Ontology annotation, molecular function: phosphorelay sensor kinase activity. The transcript is spliced from 2 exons. The coding region runs from base 1 to 2115 and encodes 704 amino acids. The record is from RefSeq and is a predicted model, not a curated record. Gene Ontology annotation, biological process: phosphorelay signal transduction system; phosphorylation.